Molecule: messenger RNA, 240 nt
Organism: Anisakis simplex (herring worm)
Lineage: Eukaryota; Metazoa; Nematoda; Chromadorea; Rhabditida; Anisakidae
Source: the annotation of a GenBank genome assembly
AUGGAAGAUGCUCAUACACAUUUACUGUCAGUACCGGAUGACAACAAAGCUGCAUUCUUCGCUGUCUACGAUGGACACGGCGGUGCCAAGGUAUCGCAAUACGCUGGAACGAAUCUUCACAAAACGAUUGCAACGAAUUCAUCCUAUUGUGCGUUCUGUUCUUAUUCUCCCAUAUCAUUUCGUGUAAUCGUAUUCGUUUCGUAUCCAAUUAACGCUUUUUUUUGCUGUAUUCCAAUUUGA